CAUACCUACACCUACACAAACAGAAUACUUUUAUUUUCUUUUGUCGAAAACAACCCAGUUCAAUAGACCACACCGGUCUGAUCUCAUUAUUAUCAUAGAGCGCCAUGAGAAUCAUCAUUUUCCUGGGUUCGUUCUCUUUGAUUGUAAAUGGUGUUGGGUUUGGUGAUUCAGAUGAAGUGAAGUCCGUGUCAGCGAUGGAGGGAGAAUCUGUUACUCUUGACACUUAUAUUGUUAAACAGACAGAUGAUCUGAUAGUGUGGACUUAUGGACCUAAUAAGACUAUCGUGGCAAUAAUCAAUGGAAAGGCCAGUAGUUUCAGGUUAUCUGAGGAUGACAGAUUCAGACUCGGAGUGAAUCUUAAUAAUCAAACUGGAGAUCUCACCAUCAGUGAUGUGAGAACUGAUCACACUGGACUCUAUUCACUGAAGAUCAGCAGCAACAGUACACCCUCAUACAAGAACUUCAAUCUUACUGUCUAUACUCGUCUGCCUGUUCCUAGUAUCACCAAUUCUUCAUCAUCAGAAAGAUCUUUAUCAUCAAAAUGUGUGUUAUUAUGUUCAGUGAUGAAUGUGUCACAUGAUGUGAGUGUCUCCUGGUACAAAGGAAAGAGUUUAUUGUCCAGCAUCAGUGUGUCUGAACACAGUAUCAUCAGAAGCAUCUCUCUUCAUCUGGAGUGUCUGGAUGAUUCUGACGUCUACAGUUGUGUCAUCAACAACUCCAUCUCAACACAGACUCAACAUCUCAACACUGAUGUCUGUCACAAGUGUUCAGAUUCUCCUGCCAUGCGGGGCUUUAUAAUUAAAAGUAUAGUUCUUCCUGUUUUCUUUUUGAUCAUCAUCAUCUGUGUCUGCAUACACAACAGAAGAGGUGCUAAAGACACCAAAGAUUACCAUCAUCUUACAACAAAUGACCAUCAAGGUCCUGUGUAACUGGAUCUUCCUGCACCGCUCUCAGCAGGCCCAAACCGGAUGAGUCUGGCAUGGGAGUCGGGCACUCUAAUGGGGAGGCUAAAGACCGCAGUCUCAAGCAUCUGUCGCUAGAGCAUCACUUGAGGUUGGGGAGUGAGGUUUACACACUGCACAGCUCUUCACUAGCUGGCCUCCGAUACACUUGCUCAUAUUUCCUGAUGACUCAAUCGUAAACGAAGAAAUUAUGUUGCCACACCCCUUUUUUAAAGUAUCCUAAAACUUAUUAAAAAAACGAACACUUGGACUUACAUCGACGUGAUAAAACCUGACUAAAAUAACAGAAAACAUCUUUGGAAAGAAAUAUUUGAGAGUAAUUGGAUUUCAUAGUUUGGCUCCUGUCCCGUUUGUUUACAUGGAGAGGGUGGGGUUAUGACCUGUACUGCAGGCAGCCACCAGGGGGCGAUCAAAGAGCCCUUAGCUUCACUUUUAAGCAAAUCUGAGGCACCCUUGACUGGAAAAUUUUUAUUCAUUAUAAAAUUUAAUAUAUAUUUCAAUGCUCUGAAUUUAAAUUAUAAUUAAUUUGAGACCCCCUUUUGGGCCGUGCCCCCAGUUGAAAACCACUGCUUUAGAGGGUUUUACAAGGUUAGGGCUGAAGGUCUGGAACUUUGACUGACAGGUAUAGCUACCAAUCACGUUUCGAUUGUGCCGCGUCAUGUUUAGAGGCGUG
Molecule: messenger RNA, 1635 nt
Organism: Triplophysa dalaica
Lineage: Eukaryota; Metazoa; Chordata; Actinopteri; Cypriniformes; Nemacheilidae
Product: hepatic and glial cell adhesion molecule-like
Exons: 4
Coding region: 105-929 (274 amino acids)
Source: RefSeq, a predicted model, not a curated record